Messenger RNA from Nerophis ophidion (straightnose pipefish), 7165 nucleotides. Its product is annotated as kelch-like protein 10. The coding region runs from base 5421 to 7073 and encodes 550 amino acids. Gene Ontology annotation, molecular function: protein binding. The transcript has 5 exons. The record is from RefSeq and is a predicted model, not a curated record. NCBI's taxonomy places the organism in Eukaryota, Metazoa, Chordata, Actinopteri, Syngnathiformes, Syngnathidae.
CUUUUUUUUUUUUUUUUUUUUUUUCUUUGUCAAGAAAAAGGGACGUUUUUGUCAUGAAAAAGGGAGGUUUUUGUUGUUGGGGCACUAAUUGUAAGUGUAUGUUCUGUUUUUUAUGUUGAUUUAAUGAAAAAAAAUUAAAAUAUAUAUAUGGUGGGAGAGGGGUUAGUGCGUCUGCCUCACAAUACGAAGGUCCUGCAGUCCUGGGUUCAAAUCCAGGCUGGGGAUCUUUCUGUGUGGAGUUUGCAUGUUCUCCCCGUGACUGCGUGGGUUCCCUCCGGGUACUCCGGCUUCCUCCCACUUCCAAAGACAUGCACCUGGGGAUAGGUUGAUUGGCAACACUAAAUUGGCCCUAGUGUGUGAAUGUGAGCGUGAAUGUUGUCUGUCUAUCUGUGUUGGCCCUGCGAUGAGGUGGCGACUUGUCCAGGGUGUACCCCGCCUUCCGCCCGAUUGUAGCUGAGAUAGGCGCCAGCGCCCCCCGCGACCCCGAAAGGGAAUAAGCGGUAGAAAAUGGAUGGAUGGAUGGAUAUAUAUAUAUAUAUAUAUAUAUAUUGUAGCAAGAUCCUGCUUGUUCUUCUGGGAGCACAGGGAAGGAGCAGCACACUCGAGCAGGUUUACACUUUUUAAUUACUGUUUGUUCACACAAAUGUCAGUUUUGGCUUUUCAGCCCGUACUUGCAAUCCACAAUGUUUUUAGUUAUUUCUUCACUUCGGCUUCUCAGUCGAUCGUCCUCUGCUCCGCCUGCGUCCUCCCUCCCUCAAGGUUUCCCGCGCCGCUAAUAAAGGAACAGGUGAUUAGAUAACUCGUUACAGCUGAGGUCAUCUACUCACCUGUCAGCUGCUUCAUGGCCGAUCGCUGCACACACCCCGCCCGCAGGGAACGUGUGGCCCACGCCCCUGCCACAAUAUAUAUUAGGGGUGGGCAAAUUAAUGCGUUAAUUACGAGUUAACUCAUCAAUCUAUUAACGCCGACAAUUAUUUAAUCGCACAUUUGCGUAUGUUGUUUACAUGCUUUUAUUUUGUUAACGCCUUUUCUUAACAAGAUGGCGUCGCCCGGAUGGGCUUCGGCGUCGAGGGGCUCUUGGUAAAGAUGGAACAUUUGGCAAAAAUACCGGACAAUUCUGCAAAUUUAAUGGCUGGCUUACAGCGUGGUCACUCCAGGAUCACUUCAGACAAUUCUGAAUGUGGAUAGAUCGGGCCGUUUUGGACUGAAUGACGCAUGCUUGCUAGACCGGCUAGCUAGCAUGGGGAUACUUUGCCGGCUACAUCCAGCGGCCUGUGAAGCAGCGGAGUAUAUGUGUUGUCUGUCUAUUUAUGAAUAAUGCAGACCAGGAGUGUUGGAUGAGUUCUUAACGUUUGCUUUCAGAGCGUGCAUAUCACAACAUACAAGAGGCCGUCAUGGCGACACACAACCUAUACCGCGCAUGCUCGUCACUCCUGUUGCAUGCUGGGUAGGGUAGUUCUUUUUUUCCUUGGCUCAUAACAUCACAAUAUAGUACCAUGUAUAUGAUGCGUUCAGUUUAUCAAAGCACCAAGCAAACAAUCGGAAAAUUGCCAUAUCAAUUCCUAGAUAUGGUCAUAAUUAUUUUAAGUGCACUACGCAGAAUAAACACAACAUUAUUAAUAUUGCUACUACGGAUUAUUUGAUCAAAAAUACCCUAAAACAGCCCACUACCUGUAAUAUAGGUUUUUUAAACAUAAGAUCCCUGAUUAAAAAAAAUGUUUCUGCUGUUACCUCAGAAAUUGCCUGUUCAGAUGUUAUGAUUGUGGCUCAGAGAUUUGUAUGUAGAUUAUAUUUAUUUUCCAUAACAAACAGGAUAACUUAAAUACUCUGGCAGUGGCAAUAAGCUUAAAUGUUUGUAUUUACAUUUUUUGAGUUGAUUUUCAUAAAAUAUGCUAUUUAACUGCUACUGUUUAACAAGGACUGAUUUAAAUUGUGUUUGCACAACAAAUGUUUUGUCGUUUUUGUUCAUGUGGGAGAAUAUUCCAAUGAAGGUGCACUACACAUUACUUUUGAAUUCAUUAUUGGGCUUUGCGUAUACAAUGCAGUUAAUCGCGAUUAAUCAGAGAAAUAGUGCGAUUAACUUCGAUUAAAAUUUUUAAUCGUUGCCCAGCCCUAAUAUAUAUAUACAUAGUUGUCAGGUUCAAACACUGAUGACAUCUAUUAAACAAGACAAGAAGGAAAGGAUCAAACAGAGACCGAAUACAAUUUGGCUCAAUUGGAGGAGAGACACCCGGACACUAUAAGUGUUUCAGUAAACUCUGGCAAAAGAUUGCAUGCCUCCUCCUUUAUUUGGACUUUCCCUGACCACAUGUCAACAGCUGCUUCCAAGAAAAGGUCGUAAAACAGUUCAAAGAAGAGGUUCGUAAAAGAGUUCAAAAAGAGGUCGUCUGGAACUUGGGCAGAUCCUGCCUUUUCUCCGCUUCGUAGUUUUUGGGUUGAAACAAUAUCUUUCUGUUGAUUACAAAACAUGAAAGAAACAGAAACACCUUCAUUUUGCUUCCCCUCUACACAGUGGAGUUUUACAACCCUUCUUCUUGGUAGGUUCAAAGACAUCUUUUGGUCUUCUCGCUGGGAACUCAUUUUUUACACAACGUUAUUAUGAUAUCUUAGAUAAAAUUAUUCUAACACAAGUCAUGAGGAUUUGAUGUGAAUUAUUCUAACACAAGUCAUGAGGAUUUGAUGUGAAGUGAAUUAUAUUUAUAUAACGCUUUUCUCAAGUGACUCAAAGCGCUUUACAUAGUGACACCCAAUAUCUAAGUUACAUUUAAACCAGUGUGGGUGGCACUGGGAGCAGGUGGGUAAAGUGUCUUGCCCAAGGACACAACAGCAGUAACUAGAAUGGCACAAGCGGGAAUCCAACCUGCAACCCUCAAGUUGCUGGCACGGCCACUCUACCAACCGAGCUAUGCCGCCCCAAUUUGAUCUAUUCCGCCUCUAAAAAAAACCUCUAGACCAUGGGUGUCAAACUCUGGCCCGUGGGCCAAAUCUGGCCCGUAGUUUAAUUUAAUUUGGCCCUUGAGGCAAUAUCAAUUUAGCAUUAGAGCUGGCCCGCCGGUGUUCUACAGCGUCGGUGCCGCUGUAACACCGCAUUCACCGCUAAUACUCAUACUUGCCAACUCUCCUAAUUUUCCCGGUAGACUCCCGAAGUUCAGUGCCCCUCCCGAAAAUCUCCCGGGGCAACCGUUCUCCCGAAUUUCUACCGAUUUCCACCUGGACAACUAUAUUGGGGGCAUGCAUUCAAGGCACUGCCUUUAGCGUUCUCUACAACCUGUCGUCACGUCCGCUUUUCCUCCAUACUAACAGCGUGUCACAUAAUAUUUGUGGCUUUUACACACACACGCACAAGUGAAUGCAAGCAUACUUGGUCAACAGCCAUACAGGUCACACUGAGGGUGGCCGUAUAAACAACUUUAGCACUUUUACAAAUAUGCGCCACACUGUGAACCCACACCAAACAAGAAUGACAAACACAUUUCGGGUGAACAUCCGCACCGUAACACAACAGAACAAAUACCCAGAACCCCUUGCAGCACUAAGUCUUCCGAGAAACUUCCAGCAAACUGACCAAUAAUUAACGUUUUAUUCAUGCAUUUUCUCUUGCUACUUCAAGGCUUGAAUGUGUGGUUCAUUCAUUAUUGUUAUUUUAUUUUCAAAUGUAUUAUUAGCCUGUGGAAAAAAAAUUAUAUUUACCUCAGAAGAUUGCAAAUAGAUAAAAAGGCAUACAAUUUUUAUUUAAAUUUUAUUUGAUAUGCCAUUGAUAUUUUUUUAAUUAUUAUUAUUAUUAUUUGAAACUGGAUUUUGCAUGUCACUAAAGUUAUAUAAGCCCUGCUUGUUCAAUAUUUAAUGCAAAACUUGUUUGGGUCCCUAUUAAAAGGUUAAUUUGUUCAACCUUGGCCCGCGGCUUUGUUCUGUUUAAAAUGUUGGCCCACUCUGUAUUUGAGUUUGACACCCCUGAUCUAGACCAAGGGUGUCAAACUCAUUUUAGCUCACGGGCCCCAUGGAGGAAAAUCUAAUCCCAAGUGUGCACGACUGGUAAAAUCAUGGCAUAAUACUUUAAAAAUUAAGACAACUUCAGACAGUUUUUUUUGUUUUACUGGGGCCAAAAAUAGACCAUUCUGGAAAUAUACAAAUCACAAGUAAUCCUCUUGACAAAACACUUCAAGUUAGUUAAAAAAUUCUGUGGAAAAAAUUUGGUGCAUUUUCGAAAACAAAACAAAGGACACAAUGAACUUAGACUUUGACUGAGUCAAUCUGCAAAGUGAUGAUUAAACUUUAAGUCGCAGCCUAUUUGGGAUUGAACAAAACACUAAAUAGAUAUAAAAUAAUACAAACUUUUCUCAGUAUCACAUGUCAAAUCCGUCCGUUUUUUUUUUUUUUUUUGCAAUAGAAACAAUAUUUAACAUAAAAAUAAAUUGUUACCGGUUUUUUGGUUUGAUAAUAAAAAACAAAAAUGGAUCGUUAUCCAUUAUACCAGUUUGGUCAUGUGUUUCAAAAUUUAAAAAAAUCGGGAUUAAAACAGUGAAUGGAAAAUUAUUUUCUCUAUUCCCCGUUCAGUGUUUGGAGAUACGGUAGAUUGCACUUGCGAAGAGUCUCUUUUACGUAUCCUCGUUUGUGAAUGACCCGGAAAAACAACAAUGGAAGAAGAAGAGCGACGUUUGCCUGCUCAAUAGAGAACCAAUCAAAUGUGUCACUCUUCAUCUCUCGAUAUUAAAGAAAUAGAAGGGAUCUCUUGAUUGCGACAAAAUUGUUUUGACGACACGUACACCGUUUUUUGUCUUCUUCUGUUGAUUCGGGUCACUCACAGACGAGGAUCCUGAAAAGACACAAUUCACCCGUAAGUCCAAACAAAUUGAAUGCAGAAUAGAGAAAAUAGUUUUCCACUCGUUUGAAUUCCUAUUUUUGAUUUUCAAACACAUUUUUAAACUCAUAUAACGAAUAAUAGAAAAAGGAUAAUGAUACGUUUUAUGUUUUUUUCAAUUUUAUUUUUUUAUUAUUAACAAACUAAAAAACAGCAAAAGUGGAUUUUUAUAUUUACUAAUUUUUCUAUUCCAAACGAAAAACAGAUGACCUAUUACGUGUACAGGAGGAAGGGGGGCGUCGUUUAACUCGAUUUAUUAAUCUGUAUAACAUUUACAAGGGAAAUGAGAUGUCUAAUUAAUUCAAACUAUGUGUGUGGUGUGCGACUAUGUGUGGGAAUUAACUGUAGUGUGUUAUCCGUAGUGUUGAGCGAGAGGCAGAAGUCCAAAAUGGGCAGGGCUGGCUCGGAGGUCCGUGAGCAGACGUGAAGUACAAGGGGAGGAGAGAGACGUCAAAAGUCUGUGUCCAGGUGGGAGGUCGGGAUCCAUGAGGCAGUCAGGGAAGCAGAGGGAACACGGAGAGCUGAGACACACGGCUUGUGACGUGGGAACGGAGGUCUGCUGAUGGAAGGCGACAAGGAGGACACGAGACAAGGGAAACAGAGAGAGAGAGAAGCCCUCUUUCUACGAUGGUCAGCGGCGGAUCAGAUGGUUUAUGUCAUACAAGGUCUGACAGCUCACCUGAUGCAGCUCUUCACUGAUUUCGCAUACACCGACUGUGUGGCAGUGACAGAGGACAACGUACAGGACUUGUUGGUAGCCGCUGAUAAGUUCAACGUGACCGGCAUUGUUCAAACCUGCUGCAAGUUUCUAACAGAGCAGCUCUGCCCAGAGAACUGCAUCGGCAUCUGGCAGUUCACAAAGAACUGUUACACCCCGGAGCUGCAGCUCAAGGCCUACCAAUACAUCCUGUACCACUUUGAAGAGGUUGCAAACGCUGAUGAGUUGAGGCAACUCUCCAUGCAGGACUUCUGCGACAUCCUUGACAGAGACGACCUGAUCGUGAAAAAGGAAAACACCGUUUAUGAGGCCAUCCUCUACUGGAUCGCAGACGCACCUGGGGAGCGGGGCAGAAACUUGGCGGUGCUCCUAGACAAAGUGCGUCUAGCUCUGGUGAGUCAGGAGUACAUCACCAUCAACGUAUUGUCCAAUCAGCAGGUGCAGGACAGCCGAGAAUGCUUGGACAUGGUUGCUUUUGCGGCACGUGUGAUGCGACACAUGACAACAAACUCUGUCUCUGCAUAUUGCAACCUCAUCGCCCGUCCUCGCCUACCAUCUGCCAUGUUGUUGGCGAUCGGAGGCUGGAGUGGUCCGAGUGCAACGGACUGCAUCGAAGCAUAUGAUGUGCACGCCAACUGUUGGGACUACCUGUUCGACAAAAUGGAUCAAGCCCGCGCUUACUGCGGCGCCGCCUUUCUCAAUGACUGCAUUUACUGUCUGGGUGGCUUCGAUGGUGCGGAACAUUACAACACCGUCAGCCGCUUUGACCUGAACACACGGACCUGGCAGGAAGUGGCGCCCAUGCACUAUCGUCGCUGCUAUGUGAGCGUAACUGUGCUAAACGGAUGCAUCUACGUAAUAGGUGGUUUUGAUGGACAUGUAAGGCUAAAGACUGCAGAAUAUUACAGGCCUGAGACCAACCAGUGGACUUUUAUUGCGAGUAUGCACGAACAGAGGAGUGAUGCCAGCUGCACGGCCCUCAACAACAAGAUUUAUGUUUGUGGGGGUUUCAAUGGAAAUGAACCCUUGCAAACAGCAGAGUACUAUACCCCAGAGACCAACGAGUGGACUAUGAUUGCCCCAAUGGGCAGCCGCCGCAGUGGCGUUGGAGUCAUUGGGUUUGCUGACCAUAUUUAUGCAGUUGGAGGUUUCGAUGGUGAAAUCCGUCUGAGCAGCGCUGAGGCCUACAACCCACUGUCCAACAGCUGGAUUAUCUUGCCCCGCAUGCAAUGCCCAAGAAGCAACUUUGGCAUUGAAGUUGUCGAGGAUUGCCUGAUCGUCUCUGGGGGUUACAAUGGUAACUCCACAACCAGCCACGUUGAGUACUACGACCUAACAUCUGGUUUGUGGUCUCCAGCAAGUGAUAUGAGGCUCUCGCGUAGCGGUUUGACUUGCUGUGUGAUGACUGGACUCCACAACAUGACCCAGUGUGCUAUAGUUCGGAACAAUUUACCAUUGCUCUUCUUGGAAGAUGAAGUGACAGCAAUGGAAGAAUGACUUCAUAUGCCAAGAGAGGUGUUUCAGAAUAAACUGAAAGACAGCUACCAAGAGGGAUAACUGAAUAAAAUAGCAUCUUCAAAACUACAAAA